GACAGUCAGAGGAGCCCCAGCAGCCGAGGUUCACACGUCCUCACGGUGGAGACAUGUUUGAUAGCGCUCACUACCCCUUCAACUGCUUCAACUACGAUGGGGACGGAUACCCUUCAUCCAGCACGGACGAGGACAAGAAGAUGUGCAGACCUGCGUACAGCUACAUCGCUCUGAUCGCCAUGGCGAUCCAGCAGAGCCCCGAGCAGCGCGUCACUCUGUCGGGAAUCUACGAGUUCAUCAUGAAGAGGUUUCCGUACUAUCGCUCCAACCAGAGAGCCUGGCAGAACUCCAUCAGACACAACCUGUCUCUCAACAGCUGCUUCAUCAAGGUUCCUCGGACAGAGGGCAAUGAGAAGGGGAAGGGAAACUACUGGACUUUUGCCACUGGCUGUGAAUCCAUGCUCGACCUCUUUGAAAAUGGCAACUUUCGGCGUCGCCGGCGCCGGAGGAACAUGAAAAUCGGUCUCCGUGAUUCUGGAGAAUCCCCGUUCCACCCUCUGGAAAGCCACAACAAUCGGCACGUAGCCGCAGCCCGGCACCCAGAAUCUGACUCCACCCUCUGCCCGUUGAACCCUGACAGGCCGAGGCCGGGCCCACAGCAGAACCCCCUCGUCCCAAACCCCCCCCAGCAGGGGAAACCCGAGUCGGAGAUCAAGUUUAGCAUUGACUACAUCCUGUCCACUCCAGAUCCCCCCCUACCUGGGUUCAGAUCCUCCCACGGCCCCAUGCACAUAGGGCCCACAGGGCCGCCAUUACAUGUUCUGGAGUCCCAGCAAAUGAACCUGCACUUCUGGACUCUGUGAGAACAUGAGAGGAAAGACACAAAGAGACUGAACUGACAACUUGUCCAGAACUGGGAGGUUUGAGGACGUCCACAGACAAGAGAGAUUCCACCAGAGGAAUUUGACAGACUUUAAAAUAUACACGAGGAACAAAUGAAGAGGUACAGUACGGUGGGAUCAAGUCAUCAUGUGUUCAUGUUGUUAGUAAACUGUAAGUACAGUGUGCAGUGCUGACGUAGACUGUAGGUUUACGGUAAUCUAAAUAUAUUUAUAUAUGUAUAUAUAUGUAAAUACACUAGAGCUGUGAGGAUGAUGUGUUUAAAAUAUUUGUGAAGCCAACUCCAU
Platichthys flesus (European flounder) is the source of this 1127-nucleotide messenger RNA. RefSeq names its product forkhead box L3 (gene foxl3). The transcript is spliced from 3 exons. Gene Ontology annotation, molecular function: RNA polymerase II cis-regulatory region sequence-specific DNA binding; DNA-binding transcription factor activity, RNA polymerase II-specific. Gene Ontology annotation, biological process: regulation of transcription by RNA polymerase II; cell differentiation; anatomical structure morphogenesis. The record is from RefSeq and is a predicted model, not a curated record. Bases 54 to 803 code for a protein of 249 amino acids. NCBI's taxonomy places the organism in Eukaryota, Metazoa, Chordata, Actinopteri, Pleuronectiformes, Pleuronectidae.